Messenger RNA from Drosophila obscura, 1569 nucleotides. RefSeq lists its product as uncharacterized. Lineage: Eukaryota; Metazoa; Arthropoda; Insecta; Diptera; Drosophilidae. Gene Ontology annotation, molecular function: nucleic acid binding; zinc ion binding; catalytic activity. The record is from RefSeq and is a predicted model, not a curated record. The transcript has 2 exons. The coding region runs from base 1 to 1569 and encodes 522 amino acids.
AUGGUGACUAGGAGGGAGGACAAGCAGCUGUCGGACCUGGGAAGCUGCGUCAGCAAGGUACGCCGUACCAUCAACGGCAAUCUUCUGCUGGAGGUGGCCAAAGAUAGUGCGGAGAGCGCUGAGGCCAUGAAGGAGAGCAUCGCGCGGGUCCUCGGCGAUGUAGCGUCAGUGCGUGCCAUGACGGAGGAUAACAAGGUGGUAGUGCUGGAGAUACGCGAUCUCGACUCCCUCGCGACGGAGCGGGAGAUCUGCGCCGCUAUCGCGAGCCAAUUUGGAAUUGAGGAGAGACGAGUGAGAGUGCGGAGCCUGCGCCGCAGCUACGCAGAGUCACAGAUGGCAGCGGUCAGCUUGCCUUUCUUCUUGGGCAAAGCCGUCCUACAUCGCGGUGAGGUGCGGAUCGGUUGGACCGUCUGCAGGAUCCGGGAGAGAGAAGGUCUCCCAAGGUGCUACCGAUGCCUGGAACCCGGGCACAUUGCGGGUAACUGCAAGAGCACGGUGGAUAGGAGCGGCUUCUGCAUCAAAUGCGGAGAGCAGGGGCACAAGGCAGCCGAGUGCAGCAAUGAGCCAUCAGCUGCGCAGGAUCUCCUGGAGCAGACGGUGCGCGAACUGGGUUCGGAGGUGGCAAUCCUCAGCGAGCCUUAUAGGGUGGGCAGCAGCAGCGAAUGGGCCACGGACCGCUCUGGCAAAGCGGCCCUGUGGCUCUGCGGGGCGGAGGCGCCACAGAUGCGCGACACAAAGUCGGCAGAAGGAUUCGUCCGUGCGAGUGUAGGCGGCAUCUGGCUAUAUAGCUGCUACUUGGCACCUAGUCUCUCGCUGGAAACAUUCAGCCGGAUACUGGAUGAGCUGAGUAGCGACCUGCGAGGACGGAGCAACGUCGUGGUCGGGGGCGAUUUCAACGCCUGGGCCCAGAAAUGGGGGUCCUCCCGAACAAAUGCCAGAGGCCGCACGGUGCUGGAGGCUUUCGCCUCUCUGGAUGUAGUCCUGCUCAACGAAGGGUCCCAGCAGACCAUCAAAAGGGCAGGCGAAGGGUCGGUAAUCGACCUAACAUACGCCAGCAGCUCGCUGGCACGCCACGCCCGAUGGUGGAUCAGCGAUGUCUACACCGCCAGCGACCACGAGGCCAUCGAGUGUUCGGUAGGCAUGCCCCGGCGAGGGGGUGGGACUCCACCCCGGCAGAGGAAGGCGUACCGGCAGGACACCCUGAGGGCGGAGUCCUUUGUAGGCACUCUGGAGAGCUACACGGCAACCGAGACUGAUGGAGCCAACGAGAGGGCGAACAGACUGGCUGCCGCAGUGGAAGGUGCCUGCGACCAGAGCAUGCUUCUGAGGCGGUCGUUCAGGAAGCACCACGCCCCGGUGUUCUGGUGGAGUGAGGAGAUUGCAGAACUGCGCAGAACGUGCCUCCGCGCCAGAAGGCUACUGCAAUGUGCCAGGGGCACUUCGCGCCUAGACCCCUGCAUCGAGCGCUACAAAGCGGCGCGGAAAGAGCUGAAGAACAGGGACAGCAAACGGGAGUGCUUCCUCAGGCUGUGCGACGCAGCGGAAGCAGAUCCCUGGGGAUGCGCCUAA